Messenger RNA from Lonchura striata (white-rumped munia), 1422 nucleotides. The record is from RefSeq and is a predicted model, not a curated record. Lineage: Eukaryota; Metazoa; Chordata; Aves; Passeriformes; Estrildidae.
AUGGGAAAAUCCUUGACCCUGAUCCAGAUCCAAAUCCCCAUCCAGGUUUUGAUCCUGAUCCUGGUUUUAGUUCUGAUCCUGGUUCUUAUCCUGAUCCUAGUUCUGAUCCUGGUCCUGGUUUUAGUUCUGGUCCUGGUCCUGAUCCUGAUCCCAAUCCAAGUCCCUGUCCAGGUUUUGUUUCUGAUCCUGAUCCUGGUCCUGGUUUUAGUCCUGAUCCUGAUUUUAGUUCCGAUCCUGGUUUUGAUCCUGAUCCUGGUCCUGGUUUUAGUUCUCAUCCUGGUUCUGAUCCUGGUCCUGGUCCUGGUCCUGGUUUUAUUUCCGAUCCUGGUUCUGAUCCUGAUCCUGGUUUUAGUCCUGAUCCUGAUCCUGAUCCCAGUCCUUGACCCUGAUCCAGAUCCAAAUCCUCAUCCAGCCGCCUUCGUGCUGCAGGUGACCUCCAGCUGCUGGCUGACCACCGACGGUUCCUUGGUGGCCACCAACGGCUCGCAGGACCUGGAGGUGGCCCUGUCCCGGAUGCCGCUGGUCUGCGGCGACCUGCGGGGACCCCGCGCUGGCCCAUGCCAGCAUGGAGGACCCUUGGGGACACUUGGGGACAUCCUGGCGCAGAGGUUGGCCCGCGACGGCCGCUGGCAACGGCGGCUGCGGCAGCGGCAGCGCCUCUGCCAGGAGCUGCCCAAGAUGGUGUGGCCACCGCUGAGAGCGCCGCCGCGGCUGCGCAUCGUCCCCGAGCGCUGGGGGGCCGCGCUGGCCCUGACGUGCCACGCCUGGGGCUUCUCCCCGGCCGACAUCACCCUGAGGUGGCUCCGCAACGGCGUCGUCCCCGACGGCGCCGCGGGUGACGCCGCGGGCGACAACACGCGUGACGCCGCGGGCGACGCCGCGGGACCGUGGCGGGCGCUGCCGGUGGGGGACGGAACGUUCCGGGCGCAGGUGACGAUCCAGGUGCCACCGGGGACGUCCGGGGACACCUUGGAGUGCCUGGCGCUGCACCCCAGCCUGGAGGAACCGCUGCGAGUCACCUGGGGUGAGGAGAUCGGGGGCAAUUUGGGGGUUUUUGUCGCUUUUUUUACUUUUUGUCUCAUUUUGGUCUCACUUUUGUCACUUUUAUUUUUACCCCAUUUUCUCCCUGCAGGUUACUCCCCACUCCCCGGUGCCACCCACGCAGGUUACUCCCCACUCCCCGGUGACACCCACGCAGGUGAGGGACCCCAAUUUUACUUAAUUUUACUUUUUUUCCCCUUUUUUCCCCAUUUUUUCCCCCAUUUUUUAUCAUUUUCCCUUCCCAGGCAGCAUCUGAGGAUCCUCCCAGGACAAUGACGGCGACGAGACCCAAAAACCCCGAAAAUCACCCCAAAAAUCUGCCCCAAAACCCCCCCAAAAUCCCCAAAUUUCCCUCAAAAAUCCCCCUCAAAUCCCAUAAAA